AUGAAGUGCAUGUCAUAUAGCUAUGCCUCAAAAUGUUCCUAAGACAUAAAAUUAGACUUUCAACAUAAGCAUGACGUCAUCAAUUCAACCAUUUAUGUAUAUGCUUUUAAAAAUACCUAUUCAGCACUAUCGAGCAUUGUUGUUGGCAUGGAAAUCAUUUCACGGUUGUUGAUUUUUUUCUGUUUGCCUUGAAGGAAUUUUUCGUUUUUGUUCAAUUCGCAAAAAGAGCUUUUUUCAGCACCUUUAAAGUUAUUUCCUAUCUUCAAUCUAAUUUUUAAAUUCAUCGCCAUGAGCAAGUUUGAGGAUCUCUUCAAUAAGAAAAAGGAAGCAGCUCCAGUUCUUGAUCUCAGCAAGUCAACAGCAACAACAAAGGAUGAGUUUAAGAAGCUUAUGGAAAAAGUUCCAGAUUUUAAAAUUCGUCCUGUAAAAGUUCGUCCAGAAGAGAUUAAGAUCAAGGAGAAAGAAUGUAAAGAAUUUAAGCUGUCCAAAAAGGAAUUGAGGUAUUUGAGGAAUAAUCAAGGUGAACGAGAACGUCAAUAUGUGUAUAUGGAUCCAAUUCCAGUUGAAAUGAGGAGCAUUGUCAUCAUGGAAAUUUGUUCUGUGCCUAUAGAUUGGAAAAUGUUAACGACCCUCCGUCCAAAAUUAAAAGCUGAUGAAGACUACUUCGACAGGCUGAUUGAAAUGGGAAAAUUACAAAUUAAAACAGAGAAUAUUGACAAAAAGGUGAAUGCACCGUCCAGUACGAUGAGAAAAUUUAAAAAUAAAGCGGGCGUAAUUGAGACACGCAUAUUGACUUGUGCUGAAUGUGGCGAGGAAUUUUGCUUGGGAAAUACUUGUAAUGAAUUUAAUUAUGACUUAUUCGCGCGUGUGCCAAUAAAAGUGGCACCAAAAAAAACUCCUGAGCAUGGCUCAAAUAAAUCCACGACUAGUAUUAUUGCGAAGCUUAUGGGGACUGAUAAGGUGAAGGUUAAGAAGCCUCUGAUUGAUAAUAAGAUGUCAAGAAGGAGACGGCGACGAAGUCCUUCAAAGAAGAAGGAAAAUGGAGAUAAAGCUUGAAAAUUUGUCAUUUUUUCUAGAAUUUUUUUAAUCUGAGCACAAAUAAAAAUAGAUUUUCCAUUCUAAUG
Molecule: messenger RNA, 1124 nt
Organism: Chironomus riparius
Lineage: Eukaryota; Metazoa; Arthropoda; Insecta; Diptera; Chironomidae
Source: the annotation of a GenBank genome assembly